AGUUCAACCCUAUUCGAUCCUCUCCAUGCCGUCCAACCCUAUUCGAUUCUCCGAAAAUAAUGUCAUUCCGAACUAGAAACACGCCCUCUUUCUAUCUGAAAUUCAAUUUUGCUUGUGGAUUAUCGAUUAAUCACUGAUAACCGCGUCUAGGAUUCUCUUAUUUCAACAUAACUCUACAGAUUUCUCAUCCGAAUUGCUAAAUCAAAACAACGAUCUGGAUCGAAUUGGAGUAAUGAAUCAUAGAGCCAUAAGGAUGAUUCUGAAGCCCCUUUCUCUUCAAUCUUCAUCAAGGUACGCUCCUUCCAUCUCCACUAUAGGUCUGAACUCAAAUCCCCAAAACCCCAGUUCAGUAUUCUCUCGAUUGUACUGGUCUGAAACCAUAGCCGAAACCACAGUCGACAACGGCGAUGUUGAAACAGUUUUCCGAAUAGUCAGUAGCGCUUCAUCAACUCGGAACUUGAAACAAUCUCUGAAAUCGAGCGGAGUGUUCCUCUCUAACGAUUUGAUCGAUAAAGUUCUGAAAAGGGUCAGAUUCAGCCAUGGAAACCCUUUUCAAGCUUUGGCUUUCUUCAAUUAUACCAAUAAGAGGAAAGGGUUUUACCACACUCCGUUCUCGUUGGACACAAUGCUCUAUAUCUUAGGAAGAAGCCGUAGAUUUGAUCAAAUUUGGGAGCUUUUGGUUGAAAUGCGUAGAAAGGACCAAUCUUUGAUAUCGCCGCGUAGUGUUCAGGUGGUUUUAGGUAGAAUUGCCAAGGUCUGCUCGGUGAAGCAGACAGUGGAGUCGUUUAGGAAGUUCAGGAAACUGGUUCCGGAGUUCAAUACUGCUUGUUUCAACGCUUUGUUGAGAACUCUAUGUCAAGAGAAGAGUAUGAGAGAUGCGAGGAAUGUGUAUCACAGUUUGAAGCAUGAUUUUCGGCCAGAUUUACGAACUUUUAAUAUACUUUUAUCUGGGUGGAAGUCUGCAGAGGAGGCUGAGGGCUUCUUUGAUGAGAUGAGAGAAAUGGGGGUUGAACCCGAUGUUGUUUCCUAUAAUUGUUUGAUUGAUGUCUACUGCAAGGGGAGGGAGAUAGAGAGGGCGUAUAAGGUGAUUGAUAAAAUGCGGGAUGAGCAGAUAUCACCGGAUGUGAUAUCUUAUACUAGUAUUAUCGGAGGUUUGGGGUUGGUGGGUCAGCCGGACAAAGCUCGGGAUGUUUUGAAGGAAAUGAAGGAGUAUGGAUGUUACCCAGAUGUUGCUGCAUACAAUGCAGCUAUCAGGAACUUCUGCAUUGCAAAUAGGCUUGGUGAUGCUGACGGUUUGAUGGAUGAGAUGGUUGGUAAGGGUUUGAGUCCUAAUGCCACUACUUACAAUUUGUUCUUUAGGUGUUUUUAUUGGUCCAAUGAUUUGGGGAGGUCAUGGGGUUUGUAUCAGAGGAUGAAAAAGACUGGGUGCUUGCCAAACACUCAGUCUUGUAUGUUCCUAACCAGGUUGUUUAGAAGGCAGGAGAAGGUGGAAAUGGCGCUUGAGCUUUGGAAUGACAUGGUGGAGAAGGGUUUUGGGUCUUAUAUUCUGGUGUCUGAUGUGUUGUUUGAUAUGCUUUGUGACAUGGGGAAGCUGGUGGAGGUGGAGAAGUGUUGUUUACAGAUGAUAGAAAAGGGGCAUAAACCGAGCAAUGUUUCUUUUAGGAGAAUCAAGGUGCUCAUGGAAUUGGCAAACAAGCAUGAGGCCCUUCAGAAUUUGACAGAGAAGAUGGCUAUGUUUGGGCCUUCAACACAAGUUCGGGAAAGAGCAGAAAAUAUGGUAGAGAUAUCAGAUUUAGAAUCACUUCCAUGUUGAAUCAGAUAGUCCCAAACAUACUGCAAAAGCUGUAGGACUCCUAAGCAAAAGGCUUAAGGUGUGGCCAAGUAAAGUUUCUACUACUAGUUCUCACUUAUAUGGUCAGAGCGAGGAGUGGUUUAAGAAAACGCAGAAGAACUAGAGGGGAUAGGGGGAUGCGAUGAAGGUAAUUGCAGUCAGUGUGGUUGGGUUGGGUGGAGGUUCUACUACUUUCUGGCAGGUGGAAGAAGUAGGAAACAGUGUUCUACAGCCCAUAGCAAAUCCUCCCCUACGUGAGUGGACUAUGUACUGUUUAUGCAGUGAUGGUAAAGGCCAUCAUGUUUCUCCUUGUGCAGCCCAAGUGAGAUGUUCUCGAUUAUAAAAGGCUUUGGUUUGCCGGUUAUUCUGUAAAGGCCAGCCCUCACUGCAAUUGUCACUAGCCAUGCGAAAACAACUUCACCGAGACAUGGCUUAAAAAGCACUUUCGGCAGGGUUUCCGGCGCCUCUACUCGAUCAAUAUAAUGAGAAUGUAUGAUAACCACUUUGUCAGUAGAAUUCUAAGAAAAGCCACCUGAUCGAAGGCAAUGCCAGAAUUUUUAUUUCUAAAUAGAACACCUUCAUCCA
Molecule: messenger RNA, 2416 nt
Organism: Vitis riparia (riverbank grape)
Lineage: Eukaryota; Viridiplantae; Streptophyta; Magnoliopsida; Vitales; Vitaceae
Product: putative pentatricopeptide repeat-containing protein At1g02420
Exons: 2
Coding region: 233-1813 (526 amino acids)
Molecular function (GO): protein binding
Source: RefSeq, a predicted model, not a curated record